UCUUCACCACAUCCAGAGGCACAGCAAAUUUAAAAUUGUUACUUUGGCAGUGUUGAUCCAAUUUAAGCAAGUGUAGAGUCAAUUUAACACUAAAAAGAGUUAUAUAGUUGCUAUGUAACACUUGACAUACCAAAUAGUGAGAGUCAAACAUUAAAAAGGAGUUUAGGUGUCAUUUUGGUCAUAAUAACUUUUGAACUGCUAACUCUGAACUCCUACAGCCUAUUUUACACCUGCAGGGUUAAUAAACAGACUCCUAAAUGUGUGAGUUCCUAAUAAAGUGACCGGUAAAUGUAAUUCUUAACCCUUUAAUGCCUCUUUGGGACAUUAUUGAUGCUGGUUGGAUUUAAUGUACACAAGUCGUCACCUGAUUGUUUUUAAUGUCACCUUCUGUCACUAUGACUCUGUAUUUUGUUCUUUUCAGGCUGGCACCCUUGUUGUCAGCAUCAACACAAAGAGCAGACAGUGCUUUUCACUUCUUUUCAUCAUAACAGGAAUGAAAUGCAGUGAUACGUCUGGUUUGUCAAAACGAAGUUCGUAAUUCGUCUUAUUUUUUCAGAUCAUAUUUCCCUGAGUGACGAAAACCAGUGUUUACUGUGGACACACUUCUUAAAUCAUCAGCGAGCGCUGCUGUUUGGACUCGACACACACAGAUGAGGGUAUAGGAUGGGAGGCAAACACACCUGAGCAGGAAUCUAAAUCACUUUCCCACAGGUAACACCAGAGGAGUGAUGGCAAAGGAAAGGAACCAGAUCGGGUCCUCCUGGGAGAACCUGACUUUUCCUGAUGGGUAUCCAGAACAGUAUGUGGAUGGAGGCAAAGCUGAGAUAAAUAAAGUCACGGGGGAGAACGUUCAGGCCGGUGCAGAGGAAGGACCCAAAGAAAAGCCUGUGAAAUGGAGCCCCAAGCUGCUGCAGAUGCUGAAAGCAGCAGAGACCAGGUGGACUCCUCAGGAUCAGGACAGAGACAAGGCAGAAGCUUCAGAAACUGAGACAAGAGAGGCAAUUACUGAGGCUCUGAAGACCAACAUGCAAAUCCAGCUCAAUGACGAGAAACAAGAAUUCAACAAACGUCCCACCAAAGCUGGUCCUCGCUCUCUGUCUCACUCCAUCUCACAGUCAUCUACAGAAAGCUUCACUUCAGUAGGAAGCGAAAGCUCUGAGGACGACUUGUCUCCACAAGACAAGCUGCAGAGUACCUCCAAAGGCCUGUCGGACUUCUGCGUUAAAAACAUCAAACAGGCUGCUUUUGGGCGAAAGGAAAUAGAAAUCGCACAGCAAGAAAUGCCGGCACUGAUGAUCCUGAGGAAAAGAGCGGGUGGAGAAAAACCUCUGGCUGGAGCCAAAGUGGUGGGCUGCACGCACAUCACUGCACAGACAGCGGUGUUAAUCGAGACUCUGGCUGCAUUGGGCGCUCAGUGUCGAUGGGCCGCCUGUAACAUCUUCUCCACCCAGAACGCCGUGGCUGCUGCUCUGGCUGAAGCAGAAAUCUCCGUGUUUGCUUGGAAAGGAGAAUCUGAGGAAGACUUCUGGUGGUGUAUCGAUCGAUGUAUUGAUCCUGAUAACUGGCAACCAGACUUGAUUUUAGAUGAUGGCGGUGAUCUGACCCACUUGAUGUGCAAGAAGUAUCCACAUUUGUUUAAGAACAUCAGAGGCAUCGUGGAGGAAAGUGUGACGGGGAUCUAUAGGCUGUACCAGCUGUCAAAGACAGGCAAGCUGUGUGUUCCUGCCAUGAACGUUAACGACUCUGUGACAAAGCAGAAAUUUGACAACCUUUACUGUUGCAAGGAGUCCAUCCUGGACGGGUUGAAGAGAACAACUGACGUCAUGUUUGGAGGAAAACAGGUCGUGGUGUGUGGGUACGGGGAGGUGGGUAAAGGCUGCUGCACUGCUCUGAAAGGACUGGGCGCUGUUGUUUACAUCACGGAAGUGGAUCCUAUUUGUGCCCUUCAGGCCUGCAUGGACGGCCUCAGAGUGACCACACUGAGUAAAGUUGUCAGACAGGUCGACAUCAUCAUCUCCUGCACCGGCAACAAGAACGUGAUCACUCGAGAACAUUUUAACAGAAUGAAGAACGGCUGCAUUGUUUGCAACAUGGGACACUCAAACACGGAGAUAGAUCUGUCAAGUCUGAGGACUGCUGAGCUGAAGUGGCAGCGUGUCAGGCCUCAUGUGGACCACGUCAUCUGGCCUGAAGGCAAACGAGUCGUGCUGCUGGCUGAGGGUCGCCUGUUGAAUCUGUGUUGCUCCACAGUGCCGUCUGUUGUCCUCUCUGUCUCAGCCACAACUCAGGCCUUGGCUCUAAUAGAGCUGUACAAUGCUCCACAGGGACGAUACCAGAAGGAUAUUUACCUGCUUCCUAAGAAAAUGGAUGAAUAUGUGGCCAGCCUUCAUCUGCCAAUGUUUGAGGCUCAUCUGACAGAGCUGACCGACGAUCAGGCCUCUUACCUGGGCAUCAGCAAACACGGACCAUUCAAACCCAACUACUACAGAUAUUGACUCCUCAGAGAAUUCAUUGCAGGUUAAAUCCACUUCCUGCAGAAGGAUCACUUGCACCCAUAAUAGAUUUGGAAUCACAGAAAACAUUUGUUUUCUUUCUUGUUUUGUUUCUUGUUUUUUCACGCUGCCGUAUCCAGAUUGUGGUCACAUCUGGGAUGAUUAAAAUUAAACGAGAUUUAAAAAACAGAGAAAUGGAAACGCUUCUUAUUCAGCUCUUCAUCUACAAAGCUGAUAAAACUUUCAACCACCAGGGGGCAGAAGAGCACCGUUGUUGGGAAAUACAAAAAAAUGUGUUUUAAAUAUUGCGUAUCAUUUUCACUAAGCCUCUUCAGAAAUAUUUAAAUUGGCAGCAAAAUAUGUAUUUAGUUGGAAAAACUUUUUAUCAACUUGAAUUGUUGUCAAAGUUUUGUUUUUCAUCUUUUAUGCCCAGAAUAAACUAUGCAUUGACCUGAAA
Molecule: messenger RNA, 2949 nt
Organism: Nothobranchius furzeri (turquoise killifish)
Lineage: Eukaryota; Metazoa; Chordata; Actinopteri; Cyprinodontiformes; Nothobranchiidae
Product: S-adenosylhomocysteine hydrolase-like protein 1
Biological process (GO): L-methionine cycle
Cellular component (GO): cytosol
Source: RefSeq, a predicted model, not a curated record